Messenger RNA from Talaromyces amestolkiae, 1455 nucleotides. RefSeq lists its product as uncharacterized. The record is from RefSeq and is a predicted model, not a curated record. Gene Ontology annotation, molecular function: GTPase activator activity. Bases 1 to 1455 code for a protein of 484 amino acids. NCBI's taxonomy places the organism in Eukaryota, Fungi, Ascomycota, Eurotiomycetes, Eurotiales, Trichocomaceae. Gene Ontology annotation, biological process: COPI coating of Golgi vesicle. The transcript has 6 exons.
AUGAGUGCCACCAAGGCGCAGUCGCAGAAAAUCUUUGAGAAGUUGAAGACAAAGCCAGCAAACAGGCUAUGCUUUGACUGCGGCUCCAAAAAUCCAACAUGGUCGUCGGUGCCUUUCGGUAUCUACCUAUGUCUGGAUUGUUCGUCUCACCAUCGUAAUCUCGGUGUCCAUAUCUCCUUCGUUCGCUCCACAAACCUCGACCAAUGGCAAUGGGAACAACUCCGUAUAAUGAAAGUCGGCGGCAAUGAGUCGGCCACCAAGUUUUUCCAAUCGCACGGAGGUUCCGCCGCAUUAGCCAGCAAGGAUCCUCACGUCAAAUACGAAUCGAAUGCCGCUGUCAAAUAUAAGGAGGAGCUUAAGCGAAGGGCUGCUCAAGAUGCGAAAGAUUAUCCAGGUGAAGUUGUUGUUACAGACGUCGCAGGCACCCCCGGCGAUGGCGCUGCAACACCUGCUGGUGAACCAGACGACGACUUCUUCUCUUCCUGGGAUAAGCCCGCCAUCAAGCGCCCCAGCAACCCGCCUUCGCGAGUCGGUACCCCAUCAAACGUCAGCCGCACCGCCUCUCCCUUCUUGAACGCUGGCGCCAACGGAAAUGGUGCGAGAUCCAAAUCGCCUCUUUCUGCGAGUGAUAAAGACGACACAUCAUCACCUCCCCCUACUGCCGUUCGAACGGGAAAUGUCGUUAGAAAAGGUCCCACUGGCGCUGGUGCUAAGAAGGGCAGUAUAUUGAGUUCUAAGAAGACGCAGAAACUCGGCGCAAAGAAAGUCGUCAGCGCCGACGCAAUUGAUUUUGAAGAAGCUGAGCGCAAGGCAAAGGAAGAGGCGGAACGUAUAGAGAAAUUGGGCUACGACCCGGAAGCUGAAMAAGCCGAGUUGGAAGCUAAGGAGAAGGCUGCGGUUACCACCACGAUUGCGUCUCCCACCCCGAUUAGCCCUGCUAGAGGAGGCUUUGGCGCGACUGGAAAGGCACCUGAAAAGAGCGCAGCCGAGAUGGAGCGUCUUGGAAUGGGUAUGAGCCGUCUGGGUUUUGGACAGGUUUCCAAGCCCGCAGUUGCGAAGAAGCCUGGCUUUGGCGCUGUGGCUCCUGCCCAACGAUCGACUGCCGAUGAAGAAGAAAUUGAACAAAAUAGAACACGCUUCGGAGCACAGAAAGGUAUCUCAUCCGACGAAUUCUUUGGCCGAGAACAAUUCGACCCUUCAGCACAGGCAGAAGCCAAGACUCGUCUCAACAACUUUGAAGGCGCCACAUCCAUUUCCAGCAACGCAUACUUUGGCCGACCUGAGGAGGAUUUCCCUGCCAUUGACGAUGGAUACGGCGAUCUCGAGAACGCAGCUAAGGAUUUCGUCCGCCGAUUUGGAAUUACUGCCGGUGAUGACUUGGAGAACUUGACGCAAGUUUUGGGCGAGGGUGCUACGAAAUUACAAGGCGCCAUCCGUAGCUAUCUUAACAGUUAA